Molecule: messenger RNA, 1070 nt
Organism: Paramecium octaurelia
Lineage: Eukaryota; Ciliophora; Oligohymenophorea; Peniculida; Parameciidae
Source: the annotation of a GenBank genome assembly
GUUUUGUAUCAUAUGGAAAAAUCAUUGAUGACUGUUGGACUCCUAUUACUAAUUGGAGCAGGUUUGUAUCUAAAUUAGAAUGGAGAAGAAAUAGAAGAGUUUUAGAAGGUUAGACUAUUUAAUGAUUGGAAAAUCUAAUACAACAAAAAAUUUAGUAGUGAAAAAGAGGAGAUGUAUACUUGAUAAUUUACAGCCUUAGGUAUCGUUACUUAGUAUUCCAAUAAAAUGCCUAAUCAAUUGAAGCUCAUAACAAUGACAAAUCAGGUAAGUAUACCUAUACCUUGGAAACCAACUAAUUUGCAGACUUGACAGAAUAAGAAUUCGCAUAAAGAUAUCUAACGUUCAGACCCAAGAGUAUAAACAAAUCAAAGUCAAUUGAUUACGUUCCAAAUGGGUAAGCAAGAGAUUGGGUUGAAGAAGGAAAGGUGCCACCCAUUAAAGAUUAAGGAUCACAAUGUGGUUCUUCUUGGGCAUUUUCUGCAGUAGGUGUGUUGGAAAUCAACAGCAACAUCAAGUUUGGAUUAGAAACCACACUUUCUGAAUAGGAUAUGUUGGAUUGUUCAGGUCCAUAUGGAAAUUAGGGUUGUUCUGGUGGAUGGAUGGAUUCAGGAUUUGAAUACGUCAGAGAUCACGGCAUCGCAAAUGGUUCAACAUAUCCAUAUGUUGGAAAAGACUAAACCUGCAGAACUACAGUUAAUAGAGAUUUCAAAUAUGUUACAGGGUUCGUAGAUGUUGAUGGUUGUGAUGGGCUCUAAACUGCUAUUCUUGAUUAAGCUAUUUCUAUUGGAAUUGAUGCAUCCAAUUGGGCAUAUUACAGUAAUUUUUUAUAUAUAAUCUAUUAUAGAGGGAGGAAUAUUCAAUAAUUGCAAACAAAAUUUGUCUUCUGGAUCUAUCUUAGUCGGUAUUGAUCAGAAUGGAGUCUGGAAAGUAAGACAUUAAUGGGGAUCUAAAUGGGGUGAAAACGGAUAUAUUAGAUUGGCACCAGGAAAUACUUGUGGAGUCUGUCUAUCUGCUUCAUAUCCAGUUCUAGAGAAGAAAUGAGACUUAUUAUUUGUCUGAACAAGAUAUUU